Messenger RNA from Sinocyclocheilus anshuiensis, 1278 nucleotides. Its product is annotated as nipped-B-like protein B. The record is from RefSeq and is a predicted model, not a curated record. The transcript is spliced from 9 exons. Gene Ontology annotation, cellular component: Scc2-Scc4 cohesin loading complex. The annotation marks the transcript as partial. Gene Ontology annotation, biological process: digestive tract development; regulation of gene expression; embryonic viscerocranium morphogenesis. Gene Ontology annotation, molecular function: cohesin loader activity; chromatin binding. Lineage: Eukaryota; Metazoa; Chordata; Actinopteri; Cypriniformes; Cyprinidae.
CGGCGCCGGUGGAGGGAGUCAUUCCUGCUGCAGUGCUUCCGGUCGGCAUUUUGUUCUGCGAGAGAGAGAGAGAGUCUGUGUGGAUUCUUUUAUGAGCGCCCAGGAGCCUUUCGGCACCGAAUCCUUUCUGCCAUCGUCCGGAGUAAAGUGCGAGCUUCCGCGGGCGCCUGCGAGAAGAAUGACCGCCGCCCGUCCGUCUUCAUGUUUGCAGUGAGAGGAAGCGGUGCGACCCGGAUUAUUGUUGUGAGAGGGACACAGCGAGCCCGAACCCCUCCACCUUCACCUUUCAACAACAGAGCCUCAGCAAAAGAUGUAAUGGUGGAUCAGUGAGCAGCGACACUGAGCGACCUGUGCAUCCACGCGAGCUCCCUGCCCUUCUUCAGCAUGAAUGGGGAUAUGCCUCAUGUUCCUAUCACCACUCUCGCUGGGAUCGCAAGCCUCACUGACCUGUUAAAUCAGCUGCCUCUCCCUUCCCCUCUACCUGUCACCACCACUAAGAGCCUGCUGUAUAAUGGGAGGAUCGCCGAGGAGGUCAGCUGUCUGCUGUCCCGGCGGGACGACACUCUUGUGUCCCAGCUGGCACACAGCCUCAACCAGGUGUCCACCGAGCACAUAGAGCUGAAGGACAACUUGGGCAGUGAUGACCCGGAAGGAGAUGUGCCUCUACUGCUGCAGACGGUGUUGUCCAGGAACCCCAAUGUCUUCAGGGAGAAAAGUACGCCCACCCGAUAUGGGGUUCAGGGCGGUUUAAUGCAACAGCCAAUGAUACCACCAUACAAGAUGCCUCAGAAUUCAAUGCAUGGAAGUCCGGCGUCAAACUACCAGCAAACCACUAUAACUCCGAGCCCUCCCAGCCGAUAUGUUCAACCUCAGGCAGGUUCUGGUACCAGGUACAUGCCCCAGCAGAACAGCCCAGUGCCCAGCCCGUAUGCACCACAGAGCCCCGCAGGCUACAUGCAGUACAGCCACCCACCCAACUACCCUCAGCACCAACAGAUCCAGCAAGUAUCCGUAUCCAGUCCAAUAGUUCCUGGUGGUAUGAGAAACAUCCAUGACAACAAGGUCUCCUGUCAAGUGUCGGGUAACUCCAACCAUAAUGCGAGGCAUUGCUCCAACGAUGAGUACAUCAGCAUUGUCCAGAGACUUGGAAAUGAUGAGAGUGACCCCGCUUUGAGAAACGCCUCCUUUCCUGUACGCUCCGUCUGCUCCCCUGCUGGAAGUGAAGGGACUCCGAAAGUUGGAUCUCGGCCGCCCUUGAUUCUUCAGUCUCCUCCACCC